GUGACGCAACUGCGGGUCAGAGGCAGCAGCAAAAUGGCGGCUCCGGAGGAGCGGGAGCUGUCGGCGGAACAGACCGAGAAGCUGCUCCAGUUCCAGGUGCUGGACGCGGGCGCGGCCGGUGAAGGGGGCCGCGGCGGGCUGAGCCAGGCCGGCCGCCUGGGCGGGAGGCUGGGCUCCCUCUCCGCCCUCGCGUGGGUUCCCGGCGCGCCGGGCGGCCAAGAGGAGCGGGCGGCGCCGGGGGUUGGGGGGCGGAGGAGAGCAGGCUGGCCGGCCUGAGGUUUCUGCUGGGCGGGGGGCGGCGGGGCCAGAGAGCGGGGCGCGGAGGGGGCGCUCGGCGGAAGCGGCCACGGCCUCGGCCUGACCAUCGGUGGCCUGAUGGCUGCCAGCCUAGGGAGGCCGCCGCCUGGACCUGCCUCCCACCCCCCUGCAACGCGGGUAUGGCCGUGGGGUGGGAACCAGCAACGUAUAGUCCGUGGGGUCGCCCUGUGAGCAGUUAAGCUUGCUUCGCUGUUUUGUGCUCUUCCGCAUCGUACCAUUUAAAUAAAUAACCACCGGCAAAUAUUAUGCGUUGUGAUGGUUAAGAGCAACAAACAGGAAAUGAGUCAGUACACCUGUAUGGGGGAGGGACAUCCCGGUUGCUAAGCUGGUUAUUAAAAAGGAGCUUCCCUCCCCCCCCCCCGCUUUUUUAUUUUUAAAGGUUGCUCUACUGAGAGGCGAGGAGAAUCCCAAUUACAAGCUCCUAUAGCGCCCAGUCGAGCAUAUUUUAUUGGAAAUAAAUUCCACCGAGUCCAGUGGUCUCCACUGCCAAGUAUGAGUGCAUAAGAUUCUGCCCUAUCUUAAGAACACUGAGCAACAUUUGCAAUUCUUUGUAAUUGUUUUUAAAAGAGAUUGUUUCCUCCCUCUCCCUGCACUUUAGUAUUCCAUAGAGAGCCUUAAACUGUCUUGCACCACUUGGCAUAAACAAUUGAGAGAGUAUAUUUUGGACUUUCCUAAAAGUAGAAAGCACUAUGUUGGGGAUUCAUUCCCAUGAUGGCUUAUAACUUAAAAUGUGGUAUUUCUUCACACAAGUGGCCUUCUGUUUAGCCAGGGUUGAAUGCUUUAAUUGCCAUUUUGCUCUUUUUAAGUCAUGGGCAAGACUGCCUCCCGCACCUUUCAGUUUCUAUUAACAUUAUAACCUUCCAUACAUGACUGUAGUGGAGAAUGCUAGUACUGCUCUGACAUUUUUAGCAUGGUUGCAACUUUUAAUUCUCUCACUGCUGAAAGAAGUGGGAGGUUCCAGUAAGAAUUAUUGACGGUGAGUUGAGCAUUUCAUAAAAAAUCCACACACUGUUGUAGGGGAGCUGGAUGGAGAUUGGGCUGAGGAAGAACAGCAACUACUCUGUCUCCCCUCCCCCAAAGCUCCAAUUUUCUCUUGUUAUACCUAUAUUUGACAUUUCUUUGUCAGGGGUCUUAGUCAAUUCUUGUCUUCUGGAGGAGGGUGGGUUUUUUUGUUUUUGCCUUUUGGGAGAGCACAUUGGGGUGAAAGCACUCCCUUUAUUGUUUUGAAUAAUCACAAUAUAUUAACAAAUCAAAAUGUAAUGUUCACUAUUUCUUAAAUGUACUAACUGCAAGUCUAAAAUACCUAUCCCACACACAGCAGUACUCUUCAAACACCCCUCAUUCUUCUAAGUUUCCAAUCCUUCUUUUCUCUUUGCUUCUAAAGCUGCUAAAUUACCUUAGUUGUACUACUUUGAAGAGAUUAUUCAGUUUAAGCCAUAUUCGGGCAUUUGAUAAAUGCCACAUACCGUAUUUUUUGCACCAUAACACUCACUUUUUUCCUCCUAGAAAGUAAGGGGAAAUGUCUGUGUGUGUUAUGGAGGAAAUGCCUACGGGUGGCAUGCCUACGGAUUUUCCUCCUCUAAAAACUACGUGCGUGUUAUGGUUGGGUGCGUGUUAUAGAACGAAAAAUACGGUACUUUGCAGUGUGUGUUUGUUGCAUUUUGAAAUGCCAGUUGGUAGGUGGCGGCACUUAGAGCCAUAGUUGCCUUUGACUGGACUUAAUGGUCCAGGUGUCCUUUACCUUACCUUAUCUUUACCUCACCAUUGAUGUGAGGCAGACACCACUGUACUUCACUUUUUUGAGCAAAAAAAGUGAGGCAGUUUGGGGUGGAGGGAUAUAGUACUGUACCAGUUGCUCUUGUGGCUCUGUUCGUGCUUGUCUGAAAUAAAGAGAUGGAGGGAGAACUGAAAAUAUUGCUUUUAUAUUACCACUCACUCGGCCCAGAAAAAAAUGAUACUAUGACAUUAUAAUAGGAAAUGUAUAAUAGGCAAGUAGGUGCAAUUUGUUGUUCAGCUGCUCACCUAGAACAAAUGCUGAGCAGGUGACUCUGCUGCUGAUCUGGUGUAUAUUGAAACUAUCUACAUACAUUUGAAAUGAUGGGAAUUUCGAAAAUAUAUGGUUUUGUUAAGACUUCUUUUAGAAACAUAAAUUGGCUAUAAUGGGGAGAAGAAAGUGACCAUAUAUGCAUUUAGUCUAAAGUAAUGCAUUUCCAGACCUUCAAAAAUAUUUUACAACAGGGGUGGUGAACCUUGAGCCCAGGAGAUAAAUGUGGCCUCUCUAUCUGACUUCUAGGCCUGCCUAGGCCACACUCCACACUGGCUCUGCUCCCUCAAGUGCUUUUGUCUGGCUAGAAUGUGUCCUAAGAAUGUCUCUUGGUUGCCCAGAUGGAGGUGUGUAGAAACUUCAGACUUUUUACUUGACUGGAAUGUAGCCUGUUGUACAAAGAUAAGAUUCACAUCUGCUGCCCUGCAGACGUUUGUUCUGGGCCCUGCAUGUCACUGGCAUGCAACCUCUGGAAAGCUGCCCCUGAGGGAGUCUGGCCCUUGGGCUGAGAAGAUUCUCCACCCCGUAUUACAGAGUCUGCAUAUCACUGUUAUAAGGUUCAGUUUCAUGCAUAGGUACAGUGUUCCAGAUAAAUGGAAUUUCAUUUUCUCUGUACAUCCUAUGUAGAUGCUGUUCUUGCCUCUGUGUAUUUUCCUCAUUGUUUAGAAUGGAAGUGGUCAGCUCUGAACCAAACAAGUGUCGGAUGGUGACUUGAAAAAUAUGUAAAACAAUACUUAAUUAGCUACUAUUAAUGUAGAAAUUUGGGGAGAACGCUGAGAGGUUUAUUUUUUCUUGAAUUUUAUUUGAAUUAAAGGGCUGACAACAUUUUCUGUCAAGUCCGGUGUCCCACAAUGUGGGUGGAGGGAAUGAGGCCCACAUCUGUGCCUUUCAAAGUGAAAGUACAGACUGGGUCAGCUGUUGGCUAGUCUGAUCUGUACCUUCAAAGGUAUCCUUCAGUCAGGAGACUGUCCAGCACUAGAUUGCCUCCUACCUAUGGAGGUGUUGAUUGGACUGGCUGACAGCUAGCCAUGUAUGUAUGGUCUGUAGGUUCACCACAAAAUUAAAGGAUUUGGUGCCCAUGGUAAUAAGUGCUGUUACUAAUAACUGAGAAUUAAAACUUGGAACUUUGUUGACAAUACCAUUGUAUAUCCCGUCUAUAACUUAAAGUGAACCUGCAGCUGGUAUCCAGAAAAACAACUUCCUUAAAUUAACUGAGAAACUUUACCAAAUUGUAUCUGUCAUCUAUAUCAUGUUCAGUCUUUGAUUGCUGCACUUGUACAAGAACAAAUUCUCAGCCUGGCAAAGGCUUUUGUUCUGUUAGUCAGGUGCUCCUCACCUUGGAAACAUAAUUCUCUGGAAUUUGGCAAUGGUUUGGGAGUUAACAGCAGAGCUAGUUACAGGCUUCUUGGAAAUGUUUCACUUGUAUGGCAUAGAGCAAAACCAGACGUGAUGUUAAAUGUAUGAAUGCAUUUAGCAUGUGCAAGUUUUUACUAAACACCAAUUGCAAGCCUGGUCAGGUUUGGGUCCAUGGCAUAUGGGGAAGGUAGGGGAACACGGACUUGUGGGAUUUUCUGUCUCUAAUGCUAAAAUAACUUGACUGAUCUUCGCUUUGUCCUGAACCACAUUGGAUCAGGUAGUUCAGUGCCACUAGCUGCUUGUGUGUCUACUGUGGGUCCACCCUCCUUUCUGCUUGGCUCAGUGGGUCUCUCUAAGCACCUUCUGAAUUGCACCUCAAAGCAGUAAAUACUCUAGUGUUAGAAAUAUACAUACAAUAGUAUUUGUUCAUCUUCUUUAUUAGUAAAAUCAUUUGUUGGACAUUUAACCUGAAAAACCCUUCAGAAUGAAUGGUACAGUUGACCACAAGGGGCAUAUUCUACUGCGAUGUUAGAACAUUUUCAUUUACUGCAAAACUAAAAUGAACAAAAAGCAUUAUUUCAAGCAAUUAAAAUACCUUUUUUCUGUCCUUUGAAAAUAGCUGGUGAUAUGCCAGUUAUUUUCCAUGGCUGCUGUAAAGGGGAUCCUGCUGUAUGUAUGCAAGAGGCCCUUCAAGUCACCGGUGGAUAGGCAAAAUUGACGACUGGAAUCUCAGAUGAGAAUGCACCCAUCAGAUUUAGUGAUCUGAUCUUAUAGCCAUCUUUAAGCCAUGGAAUAUAUUUGCAGGAGUUAGCUGAUACAGAAUUGUUUUGCAUUGCAUUUUUACAAACAGUAGUGUGGGGAAAGUUCCAGUGCUUCAUAAAUGUUGUGCAGUUCCAUGGUUAUAACACUGAAGAGGGCUUCUGGUUCCACUCUGCCUUAAUAGAGGCAGCCCCCAUGACAGUGGGAGAUCAUAGGCAAAGGAAAAACAAGGAUGAUUGAGGGUAAAUCAUCCUUGCAAAUUCCCCCCAGAAUUUGUCUUGGUACCUGGCUCUCACUCUGGCAUGGAAUGUGGGAGGUGCAAAAACGCUUUGUCUGCUGAAAACUCUCCAAUGCCGCCAUUACGAAACAGAGGUUCUCCUGUUAAUUAGAGCUUAAUUGGACUAAAGUACAGGCACGUGCUAGAAGAGAGGAGAUCACAAACUGCAGAACAAAUCAACUGCAAGGACUUUAAGGUUUGAAUUUGAGAUAAGACUUCAUCUGAUGCAAAAGACGGUGGGUGGGGAGCCUAAGGUUUCUUUAUUUAAAGUUUUCUUCUCUACAGUUACGAUUCAGCAACCUUCCCCUGAAUGUUGGUUCAAAUUAUAUUUGUACAAGUGAUGAUGGAAGAAAUUAGGUUAUAAAUAUGGUAUAUAACAUCAAAUGGAACUGCGUGUAAAAAAAAGGAAAAAAGGAGGGAAGCUCUAUUUUGCAACAAGUUUAUGAUAGAAACUUAGAGCUGACUCUUCCCCAUUCUUUAUUAUCUAUGAAGUGAACUGAAUAACGCUAAGAGGACUUGGAAUUUAAUUUAAUUGGAAGGAUAACUGGCCAUAUAUCUUCAGCUGGAAGAAGGAUGAAAGGAGUUUGGGAGCUGCCAAGGAACUGAUAAGGUUCUUUAUUGAGUCAUCUGCAGUUUGACAGACCACUCUUCUUCCCAGGCUGAGAGGAAAAAUGGUGAAAAUAGUUUAUUUACUGGGACAGAGCAACUUUUGCAGCUGUUGUUAAAGUUCUCAGUGCAAAACAAUGAAGCAUGGGACAGAGUGGUGGAGAAAUUUCUGGAACAACAGCUCCGCCCUAGGCAUGAUGUAUUACAGCAACAAAUGGGGUGGGGUGGGGGAGAUAUAACAUCUUACAAGGACAGGAAGAAAUGCUACAGACAGAAUAAUUGCCACACACGGGAAGAACAAGGAUAUAGUUUGAGUUCCUCACUUGAAGCUUUAUAAAUCAUUUAAUGUGUCAACACGAAUAGAAGUUAUUAAUAUUGCAGUUGUUGUAUAAGGGAUUAUUAUUAUUAUUAUUAUGACCGGAAUGUAAUUGAAACUAGUUAGACUUUAGAACGCAGAAUUAAAGAAAAUCAUCAAAUCUAGCAUGCAGGGGGGCCACUUUAAAUAAAUUAUAUGAUUCUGUAUUUGCAUGAUUGGUAUUAAUAAUUGUAUUAUAAAUUGGUAUUGUUAUAAUGAGGCUAUUAUUGGACUGUAAUUUAAAACUAAUAAAAAUAUUAUUUUAAAAAAACACUGAAGAGAACAGCAUUAGCAGUUAGUUUUGUGCCUGUUUUUCAUUCUGACCUUGAGUAAAGUAGUUACAGAUAACUGUGAAAAAUGUUAUACACACAGACACAUUAGUACAAAAGCUGAGAUUCUCAGAAUGCCAAAUUCGGCAGAAGAUAUACCAGGUUUGACACUUGCAUGGCAAUCCAGUAGACAUGGAAACAUGUAGGCUGUUGUCCCCAUCUGUUGUAAUGGUGGCUCUGAGGAAGAAAGCUUACAAGACACGACAACUGCAUUAUGUUACACCUAUAGGGAGAAAAGGGGGUUUUGAAGAGGGAUUCUUGCUAAAUUGUGUAUAGUUUGAAAUGCCCAACCCCCCUAUUGAGACCUGUAUGAAAACACUGUUGUGUAGAGUUUGUUUUGUCACAUAAAGCUGCUACAGUCCUUUACAUACUUUUAAACAGAGAAAAUUCUGGCAUCCAAUUUUACUGCAUAUUGCAGCAGUUCUAGCUGUAUGGGAGUGCAAAUGAGCUUUUGAACUUUGUAGAUUGGUAAGCAGCAGUACCAUUUUAAGCACACUGAAAAGGUCAACUGUCAGUCUAGAAAUGUGAAGAAGCAGUAGGUGCACAUGCCCAUUCAGGAAUAUGUUUCAGAAAGGCAUCUAAAUUAGUUGAAUUUUUAGGGAAUGAGCAUUGUAAAUCCUGUUCCGAGGCUUAUUUGUGAGACUUGCUCUGUCAGUGUUGUGAGAGGAAGAAUUACGCUCUUCUAAGUAUUAUGCUGCUAACUAGGAAUGUUAUAAGAAAUUAUCUCUGAAGAACUAAUUAGGCAAUAAUUCACUGCUUUGCAGAGCAAAGCUUGUUACCUCACAUGUCCAGCACAAUUGAAGGUUGAGCAAAGAUGAAACAAGACCAGGAAUACCAGCCUAACUAGCUGAGUGGAAUGCUACAGCCUGAGGGCUUCUGUUGAAUUAUUUCUGUGUGCCUGCAUGCAUUCUGUUAGUGCAGUGUGGCAUUACAUAUAGUGGCAAUAUAUCCUUGGUUGAAAGCAUACCUACUGUUAUUCUGAUGAUAAAUGUAGGAACUCACGUCUGUAAAGAGCAGAUUGGAGAUGAAUCACAAUUUGGACAGAGAAUACUAAUAAAUUAAAAGCUCAAAAUAAACUGGAAAAAGAAGUGCUAAUGAAAAGCAGUAAAGUGUUUAAUCACAGGGCUGUAACUCUAGUAGGACUGGUCUUUAGAAAUAAGAGUUCAGAGAGGUGAAGGCGAAAUCAGAAUAAUUUUAUUCUAUUGAUUGAUUGCACUUAUAUCCCACCUUUAUCUCCAAUGAGCUUGAGGUGGUGUACAUGGCUCUCCCCUCCAUUAUUUCAUCCCCGCAACAACCCGGUGAGGUAGUUUAGGCUGAGAGGCAGUGACUAGCUCAGGGUCACCCAAUGAGCUUGUGACCGAGUCGGAAUUUGAAUCCUGGUUUCUCAGGUUCUAGUGUGACCAGCUGUCUUGUGGAAAGAGAAUCUCAAGACUCACAAAGUUUGAUGUUUGCUCCUUUUGUGAGGCAGUUUGUUUACAAAUGCCUUGUUGAAUUCUGAUUUCCGAACGGAAGUGGCUAAAAUGAGAAACAAAAUAAAAUUUGAUUUGAGGACUGUAUUGUUUAUUGUUUUGACUUAAGUUCUCCCACCCCAUUUCUUGCCCCCAGGACCUGACUGGCAUAGAGUCCAUGGACCAGUGCCGUCAUACACUGGAACAACACAACUGGAACAUAGAGGUACUGUCUCACUUGGGGCUUGCUUGCUUGUUGCACUUGUUGCUUACCAACAGUAGAUGGUAUCCAGUGCUUUUUCUCCUCUGACAAAAGGCUCUUUGAUCCAAUAUGCUUCUGUGGCACCUCCCACUAUCCUGCUGGAGCAGGGGUGUGGGUGGCUGUGGAAGGUGGAUAUACAAAAGUUCCUUCCCCAUUCAACUAAUGGAAGCCUCUGGUCCAGUAUAGAUUUCCAAAGACAUUAGAGCCUAAUGUCAUUGGGGUGGGGUGAAUACACCCCACCAUUGGAUACAGCCCAAUGACUAUGUGCCUUUGAAGUCAGGCCAAAGUCAGAGCCACCCCUGAAAAGACACCUUCUUUUGUUACCAUCCUCUGCACCACCCUUGCAGAGGGCACACAAAGAAGGACCUUGGAUGAACAAUGGGGAUCCAGAUUCUGCACACACAAAAACCUGCAGCCUCUAGUGAUAUUGAUUAUACAAAAUUAGCAUUUUCCCUAAUUUGAAUAAAUCCGUAUUUUUAUUUUUAUUUUUUGCUCUGUGGAAUUCUGAUGACCAGGGGACAACGCAAAGAGCUCAGCAAAGCUGUAUUCUUGACUACAGUAUUAAAUAUCUUAGUUAUCCUUUUAUUUUUUGUCUAUAUACUUUCUAAAAGAAUUUUCUGUGUGAUAGGUAAAAUAUGCUAACCAGUCCUUGUUACGCCCUUUAUAGGCAGCUGUUCAGGACCGAUUGAAUGAGCAAGAGGGUGUCCCAAGUGUCUUCAAUCCACCACCUUCUAGACCGCUACAGGUCAACACUGCUGACCACAGGAUCUACAGCUAUGUUGUUUCAAGGCCGCAACCAAGGGCAAGUUCUAUAACUGAGAUUAGCUUAACCAGGGAAGCAUUUGUUCUCUGUGGUCAGUUCUAUGAAACAAUAAAGCACCUACAGUGGUACCUCUGGAUGCAAACGGGAUCCGUUCCGGAGCCUUGUUCACAUCCUGAGCAGAACACAACCCGCAUCUGCGCGUACGCGGGUUGCGAUUCGCCACUUCUGCGCAUGAGCGUGAUGUCAUUUUGAGCACAUGCGCGAGCGGCGAAACCCAGAAGUAACCCGUUCCGUUACUUCCGGGUCACCGUGGAACGCAACCUGAAAACACUCAACCUGAAGUAUCUUUAACCCGAGGUAUGACUGUACAAGGAAAAUACUUUUCUGCAGGUUUAGAACACAGGUGUUACCUUGAAUGGGGACUUAUUUUCUAUAAGAGACUGUAUGGUUACUUUUGUUGUCCUGUUGUAAAAACGAAAAGCAGAACAGCAAAGGAAAAUGAUACUUAAAAGCCAAACAUUUGGUAAUUAUUUCAAUAUGCCUCAAGCUGGGAUGGGAGGUGGGGGAAAGGAAUAGAAAAACACUUAUUGCUGAUGAGAACCAACAUCUAGGAAUUGUAUCUCUGAGGUUAAAUAGCAAGACAUCAGUUUCCAAAUGUGUGCUAAAAUAUUUCAUUAACAUAGCUGCUUCAAGAUAAAAUAAAUUUAAGCUGGUACAGUGUUACCUCGGUUUACAAAUUUAAUCCGUUCCUGAACUCUGUUCUUAAACCAAAUCCGUUCUUAAAUCGAGGUGCGCUUUCCCUAAUGAGGCCUCCCGCCACCGGUGCCCUUCCACCGUUCGGCUUUUGUUCCUAGACCAAGGUAAAGUUCGCAAACCGGAACACUACUUCUGGUUUUGUGGAGUUCAUAAAUCGAAUAGUUCAUUAACAGAGCUGUUCGUAAACCGAGGUACCACUGUACUUCAAAGGAAUGACGUGGUAAGGAUCUAACUCUCUCUUUGUCAUUUCAGGGCUUGUUAGGUUGGGGUUACUAUUUGAUAAUGCUUCCAUUCCGAUUUACAUAUUACACAUUACUUGAUAUAUUUAGGUAAGUGCACACUUGUUUAUGUUUGCAUAUUGAGUUUGCAUGUUGAGUUUAUUGCUUUAUUCUGAAGUUUGCCGCUACUCCUUAGUUAAGGUAAUAUUCUAUGGCAGAUGUGGGCAGGAGGCUAGAAACUGGUUUACUUGUAGAUUAGUGCCCAAUUUCUGAAGGCCCACUUUGUAGUUCUCAGGCAUUGAUUAGGUCAUUUAUUUGUUUCUAGACAUUAGAUGAUUGCAAAACAAAGUUUAGCAAUAUAAAAUAAAGACAAGUUAGCACUGGAAAUCUUGCAAACUUGCUGGGUUCUGGAAAUCUUGGUAUGGUCUAACAAUGUUUUUAAACAAAGGUGUUUACUUGGAAUAUCACAACAAUUGUGGCAUGGUUGGUUUUUGUUAAGAAAUCUUUAAUAUGGGUUUUUGUGUUGUAAAUACGGGUGAUAGAAACAUAGAUAACUAAACAAAUGUAAAACUGAAAUCAUCCCACUCGUGUUCUGAAGGUGCUAGAAUAACCAGUAGCUGAUAUUUCAAUUUUAUACUCUUUCCUAGGUUUGCUUUGCGUUUCAUACGCCCUGAUCCUCGUAGUCGGGUCACUGACCCUGUUGGUGAUAUUGUUUCAUUUAUUCAUAUGUUUGAAGAAAAAUUUGGAAGAAUACAUCCUGUUUUCUACCAGGGAACAUACAGUCAGGUUGGUACAAGAGAUGUCAAAGAGUUGUCCUGUCUUGAAGUGGAGAUUCUUGGAAGAGUAAUCUUGAGUUAUCCCUUGAGGCAAAAUGUUGUAGACAUGUGUUGUAGGUAAUAUAAAAUAGUAACCUGAGAUAUUUAAUUGGAAGUUACGUUUUGUUAACUGUUGCCUAUGUUACAAUGUAUUGGAAAUAGAAUCACCCUGCUAAUACAGUAACUUCAGUUUUUCAAUGCGUGGUUCUAGUAGUGCUAAUAAUAGAACAGUCUGCCUUGGGUGAAGACCAUAUCAAAGACUCACUACUUGGUCUAGCACAGCCACAGUGCUCCUUAUCCAAGGAGGAAGGUUUGCUGUGCAUGAUUUGGCAAAAAAAUUAGCACAGUUAUAGUCUUUGUGUACAUGUUAUGAUCUGAUGACCUGACACUACUUUUUUCACUUGAGCACAGUGUCAAAUUGUCCAGAUUUCAUCUAUCUAAAACAUCCUUAUGUUUCUUCUCUCAAGGCACUGAAUGAUGCAAAGAGGGAGCUACGCUUCCUCCUUGUUUACCUUCAUGGUGAUGACCAUCAAGACACUGAUGAAUUCUGUCGGUAGGUUACUUCAGAUUUUUUUUAUUAUAAAUGGUGGUGUGAGUUCUGGGUGCAGUUUCAAGUGCGUUAAUCUUGUAUCCUCUCCAAACAGCAACACCCUUUGUGCACCUGAAGUGAUCACCCUCAUAAAUACAAGGAUGCUUUUCUGGGCUUGUUCCACAAAUAAACCAGAAGGAUAUAGAGGUACGUGUUUUGAUUACAACUCUGCCUUAACGUAACAUUUUAUAAACACUUGCAGCCCAGUCCUAAGCAUGUUUACUUAGAGUUACGGCCCGCUCUAAUCAGUGGUGCUUCCUCUAGAGUAAGUAUGCAUUGGAUUGCAGCCUUGAACUGUAAUCGUAUAUGAUGAAAAGAAAUGCUUUUGAACUGGUGGGAUAUAGUCAAGCAAAGGUGUUUAGGAUCAGGCUGUCAAAAUAAGCUGUUGUGUCUGUUUUGUAUUUUAUUUUGCCCCCUUUUACUAUAUGGGAAACAAACCAUCUACAUGAAACAGCUAGUCAUCAAUAUGCUGGAGCCACCCAACUCUACAGUGCUCACAUGUGAGUUGCAUGUCACUCACAUGUUGAAACAGGAGCAGGGCCACAUUGUUGGAUCUGCCACCAAAGUUGCAUUCCUAGACUAUCAACAUCUUCAAUGUCUGUACAGAGAGUGGAGAAGGAGCCCUUGCGUCAUAAAAGAUGGAAGUGCUGUUGCUCAUUAGGAAAUGAGUGUUGAUUAUGGAAUAGAAGUACAGCCCGUCUGAGGCACUCCCAUUGAAGAAUUGGAUUUGUGGCCUGGGUGUGGUGCUGGAUGCUCAGGUGGCAGUUGUGGCCAGGAAUGCUUUAAGUGGAUUAGCCUGGUGUUGCAGCUAUGCUUGUUUUGGAGAAAGCUGAUCUGGCUACUUCACACACAGGAUUUAGUCAUAGGGAGUUUGGAUUACUCCAGCAUACUACACUUGGAGCUGCCUUUGCCGAGUGCUGAGAAACAACAGCAGAAUGCUUUAGUGCAUAGUGUUAACUGAGGCAAGUGACUGAAGCCAUGGAGCUCCACUGCGUUGGCUGCUAGUUUGUUUUCAACUCCAUUUCAAAGUGCUGGUUGCUACUUUUUAAAGUCAUGUGGAUCUUUCCUGGUCACUUGAAUCUGGGUUGGCCUUGCUCUGUGUACCUAUACUGACUGAAGUAUUGCUGGUUGAAAGGGACACAGGGCUUCCUUUGUCAGGGCACCCAGACUCUGGAAAUCCCUGUCUUGGGCGACUUGUAUGACACUUUGAUGAUAUUACAACAUUGAUAAUAACCAGAAUGUUUUGAAUUAUAACUGAAUUGUUUCCCUUCUAAAACGCUGAUGUGUUUAUUUUUGUACUGAUUUUAAUUAUUCCAUUAUAUAUUCCUGCAUUGCAGGGAGCUCUAGUUGGCAGUACCCAUGUGAAACCAGUACUAGUGGGGCUUGCAUUUGGCAUCAAAUUUAAAAGGUGCAGAUACAAGCUCCACAUGCCAAGCAACCAGAAAUGCAUUUUAAGCCUCAGGAUUCUUCCUUUGCACCCACAUCUGCUUCCCGGUGCCAUAUAUAUGUAAUCGGGUAUGGGACAGGUGGGCAUGCCUUGAAGAAAAUGGCCUCAUAUGCCAAAUUAGGACCCCUACUAGCCCCGAUUGGGCCUGUAAGCUGGAGGUUCCCUGCUGCUGUUACAUUAACUUUGUGUCUUAGUUUAAUGAGAAACUGGACAGAUAACAUGCCAUAGUGUGUGGAGGUUCAUGGGCAGAAAACUGUUGAAUUCUAAUUAUUCAGUCUGAUUUCCCCAAUUUCUCAUUGAGAUGACUCCCUCCUCCCUGCUUGUGAAUGCGUUUUCAUUUACUAAAGUCAGAACUAUUGAGACCAUUGCCUUAAGGUUCUGAAGGCUGCCCUGAAUUAUGAUCACUUUCUAUGAUAUUUUCUCUAGUUCCUCCUUCCUGAAUUUUGAAAAGGGGUUUCCUUUUGUCUGAUGCUGCUGACCAUAACAUAGGUUUUCUGGGAAGGUUGUGUAUAUGCCUUUGAUACCAGAUCUCCAGUGUGAAUUUGCUGUUGGACUAGAACCCCAAAUGUCGAGAACUGAAGGCCACUUCCUCUUAAAAGUGUAGAAGAACUGUAGAAGCUGAAAGUUGGAAUAGUCUUCAUGUUGCAUUAGGGAGAGGACUACAGCUCAGUGGCAGAGCACAUGAUUUCCCUCUGGAAGGUCCCAAGUUGAAUCCCUGAUGCCUGGAGAUACAAAGAUCUAUGAUAGCAGGGCUUAGAAAGACAAUUCACAAAACUAUAGAAUGUCACUUUCAGAGUAGACAAUAGUGGGCUAGAUAAAUAGUAUGACGGAGUUUAAUGCAGCUUCAUCUCUUUGUAAAUGCCCUAUAUGGCAAGAUUGCAAAUGCUGACCAUAUUGUAUGCAUUUGUCUUAGUGUCACAGGCUUUGCGUGAGAAUACCUACCCAUUCCUGGCAAUGAUCAUGCUGAAAGAUCGUAGAAUGACCGUAGUUGGGAGGUUAGAAGGACUCAUCCAACCUGAUGACCUCAUUAACCAGCUGACAUUCAUCAUGGAUGCCAACCAGACAUACUUGGUAUCUGAGCGCCUGGAAAGGUACUAGGUCAAAAACAAGAGAUGCCAUCUCCACUCUCCACCUUACAGUACUUAAUUAAAUCUACGAUUACCUUUUCUGUGGGAAAACUACCAACUGCUCAACCUGACUUAAUUAUCUGGGCAUAGAGUAAAAGAGAAGAAAAAUAUAUAUCCUGUAAAUUGCAGCUAUCUGUUUAAUUAUAUGACUCGGGUUCAUAUAUGUUGCUGGCAGAUUGCUAAUGUAGGCUAUAACAGAUUGAGAGAGAUUGCAGGCUUUCAACAAUAGUGUGUUAGUGUUGGAUGGGAAGAGAUUGCCUCUAGUUCUUAACUCUAGUUGGCAUACUGCUGAUUUCUGACACCAGGUUGCUUUGUCACUAAGAAGAAGUGGACUGCUGAUGCUGUUCACAGGGAGAGAAGGCUGUCUUCUUUGAGAUACUAGCCAUGGGGUAUUUUUUCCAGAUUCUUGCUUGCGUGUCAAAGCACCUUAAGAUUCAGUCAGCAUGGGCAAGGGCCCAGUAGAGGUCCACAAGUGGAGGCACUUGCUGCUCUUUGCUGCUGCCCACCUACUUACUCCACUGAGCCAGCAAAUGGAACAGGAGGAGCACAAGCUGUUUGAGGGAGAGGGCAAGCAGGAAACUGGUAGAAGCUGCUGCUACUACUUGGUAUCAAGAAGGAAAAGGAGCAGCAGCAGCUGCUGUUCCCACAUGCAAAUAAGAAAAUGCUGCUAUGCCUAGUCAUAAUGCAGAACCAUUGGGACAACCCUCCUAGUUAGAAAUACAUCUUUCCCCUAGUAAAAAUCUGAAAUUUCUUCAGGUGUUGUUGUAGCAGUUCUUGUCAGGUUGGCACUAAUACAUUUCCCCUUUUAUCUUAGAGAAGAGAGAAACCAAACUCAGGUCCUUAGACAACAACAAGAUGAGGCAUAUCUGGCUUCAUUACGGGCUGAUCAGGAGAAAGACCGCAAGAAAAAGGAAGAGCGGGAAAAGAAGAAGAGGAAGGAGGAGGAGGUGCAGCAGCAGAAGCUAGCAGAGGAGAGACGGCGGCGGGUGAGAAUUGAAUGUGUCAAUAGCAGUGAAUCACAGGUCUCAGGUGCAAUUUUCAUAAUAAGAAUAGAUGCCUCAGCUACAAAUGCAGGUGGGAAUGACUGGCUCUUGUAGAUGGCCUUAUAUUACUGCAAAUUUAGUACUGGCACUUUGGAAAUGGGAGCAGUUACUAGUUUGUGGAAGACCACUCCUAGUUGGUUAGUCUGCAUUUCAUAGUACAGUAUGAGCCAGGAUUCAGAUCCUGUAAAUUAAUCCAUUAAAAUUCUGAUCAGUGAACAGUAGUUUAUUUUAGAGAAUUCAGAUCAUGUCGCACAUGAUGUUUCUCUCUCUCUCCCCACCCCCAUUAAUACAGUUUAUUUAUACACUGGUACCUCGAGUUACAAAUGCUUCAGGUUACAAACUCCGCUAACCUGGAAGAGUUGCCUUGAGAACUUUGCCCCAGGAUGAGAACAAAAAUUGUGUGCCAGCGGCAGCAAGAGGCCCCAUUAGCGAAAGCAUGCCUCUAGUUAAGAACAGUUUCAGGUUAAGAACGGACCUCUGGAAUGAAUUAAGUUUGUAACUAGAAGUACCACUGUAUUUAUUUACAAGUAGCACGGCUACUUGCAGAAUAAAGCAACAAUGUUUAGUUGCCAGAUCCAUUUACUAGUUUCCAUUCUCUUGAUGGUUAUAAUUCAGAUCACUUUUUCGUGUGCCUGCAUUAGAGUAUGAGAUUUCAAGUAAGUCUUCCUCUUCUAGAAGUUUCCCGUUAACACAUAUUGUUCUAUUUGAAAGAAAUUAUUUUAGAAUACAUGCAAAAACAAAUGUUUUAAUAGGAAUAAACUUUGUGUAGAAUUAUCAGUUGAAGCUCAUUACAGGCACCAUUGGGUGGGAGGAUGCCCUAAAUUCGUAUUUUCAUAAUAGGCUUUCCAUCGUCCCAGGAUGCAGUUCUUCACAAUUCCCUUCCUUUGGACCAAGGCACCAGAAACAACUGUACAUACUACACAUUCUGCUGGAAGACUGAUAAAGCUUUGGGUAUAGCCUAGUUAGUCCCAACAGAAAGCUUAGCAAGAGUUCCAAUGAGUGGUGAUUUCUUGAGUGAACGUUUUGACUCCAAAUGAAUGCAGUAACUGGCUGGGUUAUUCCUACUGAUGAACACUCCACACCUUCAUGCAAACCUUAUAGGUUUGCACGAAGGAGCCUUCUCUUGCCAGAAUUCUACAUAUUGGAAUAUGACUUGGCAAUCUAAUUUUGAGGCCCAUUUGAAAUGAGGCGACAGUAACUAUUGAUAUGCUUAGUUCCAUUGACUGCUGCUGUGCUGAUCUAGUGGCUACAGCUUUAUUUGUAUCUUGUCAUACUGUUGGAGCUGCUGCCAUUUAUUCAUAUUUCCAUUUUAUCCCUGAAGACUCUGCAGGAGGAGAAGGAACGGAAAUCUGAAUGCCUUCCACCAGAGCCGCAUCCUGAUGACCCAGAAAGUGUCAAGAUCGUCUUCAAAAUGCCCAAUGACUCCAGGGUGGAGAGGCGAUUCCAUUUUACACAGUCUUUAGCAGUAAGGAUGGGGCCAAAUUUUGUGGCUGAGAAUUAUUUGAGAAGCAGAAAUUGAGCUCUGAAUCUGCUUUAGCAGCUGGCGAUUCAUACAGAUAAAGGGGAGACGCAGUAUGCAGAACUGAAGGAAUGGUGGAGCUGGGCAAUGCAGUAAUAUCCUUACCGUUUUUGCAAAGCUUCUUAUCUUAACCAAUGGUCUACCCUUAAAGAAAUACACCCUGGUUGACUCACUUUGCUUUCUAAUUUAUUAGGGAUUCUACUCUGGAUCUCCUACAUGGAGACUAGGCUCUCUCUCUGUUGCAUCAUGCAGGCCCUUAGGAAGGAGUGGGUUGAACCCAGAGUGUCCCUUCCAUGAAUAUAAGGACUCCUUCAAUUCACGCAAGACACUCAGAUCCAAUGGAGGCUCCUGCUGGAGGAAAGAGGGUGGAGAUAUUUCUAGUUACCCCUUCCCCCUGUAGGCUCCAGCACCUCUCACACUGUUCAUUUCCUCCACAUUACCUUCAGCAUGAGUGUUCCAUGAAAAGUUCUGCUCUUAUGAACAGUGGAUAUAUGAGGAAACUUACUGCUCAAGUAACAUUUUAUACAAAUUAGGUACGUUGUGAUUGCAUGGAGGCCCCCCUCUAAGAUGAUCAUGAAAAAAUGGUCAUCUUACUGGGUAUUCUUUCCAUAAACACAGAAGAGUGUUGCAGUGUGAGGAUCUGCUUUCUGCUCUCAGUUGCAAGGCAUUCAGUCAUUUGGUGAAUAACUGUCUGCUACCUCCUUAGGUGAUCCAUGACUUCCUAUUCUCUUUGAAAGAGAGCCCGGAGAAGUUCCAGAUUGAGGCCAACUUCCCUCGCCGUGUCCUGCCCUGCCUUCCGACAGAGGAGUGGCCCAACCCACCCACGCUGCAAGAAGCUGGACUCAGCCACACGGAAGUUCUCUUUGUGCAGGACCUCACGGACGAUUGACAUUUUCCCAAAAUACAGAGAUGGAAAGAGAAAUUCCUACUAUAAUACAAUAUUUUUUUUAAAAGACUGCUGCGUACACAUGAGGGAUCAGAGACUCUGUGGCCUAGGCCAGCCACGCCGUAUGUCUGCACUGGCGGGAGAAACUGCACACUCACGCACACGCAACCCCUUUUACAUCCAGAGGGCCAAUGGGAGGGGCCACGGUUUGCCCUCCCGAGAGAGGGGGAGAAACGGCAGCUCUUGGUAAAUAUUGCUUUUAUUGGAAAUAAUAUACCCCAACAUUCUGACAUUAGAACACCCGACGUUUUGCUGCUUGUGACAGCUAAAGGACACCGUACCUGUCGGCCAGGUUGUCUUCUGCCCAGGUAGGGGAGGGACGGGCAGAGGGUCUUUUUUUCCCUUCCAGCUUCUCACUCUGUAUAAAUCUCUUAAAUAUUUCUUUUGCUUUGUAAUGACCAAAGGAGAACGGGAGUAACAGUGGUUUUUGGUUUAUUUUUUUGUUUUAUAAGGAGCUGGUUGACAUUCUUAACCACAGGGGUUCUUCUCCAGGGUUGUUAGCCUGCGUAGUGUAAUAAACUCUGCCUCUAGUGUGCCUGUGCUAACACCUCUGACUGUCAAGUGUCUUACUGGCCCAGAUGAUGGCCUGACCUAACCUGUGCGCACACAGCUUUAGUAGCGAAAUUCCCUUGGGUCAUGUUGCAGCAGCAAUCAAGACUUGAUACUGCCUUCCGCACAGCAUCUUAGGCUUGCAUUGGCUCACUCUGGAGGAGUAUUUGUGACUGUGCCAGUGAGGGAUAUGUCUCUUGCAAUAGCCACAUGAGGUAACUGCAGCAGUGACGGGAAGGCAGACACAAAAGUUGAGCUAACUUAAAGGACUGCAGACAUUUUUGUUGAGCCAGGGUUGUCAUUUUGUCAGUGUUAAUGGGGAUGGUAUCUGCCUGCCUUGAGGACACUGCAAGUGUUAAAGGAUGAGCUGUGUGUUGCAGCUAGAGCCCGCAGAGCUCUGAAAGGCAGCCUGCAGAUUUUACAGAUGCAGGCCCCUCUUAAUAACUGUAGCUGUUGCCUGUAUUAAGGCAGAUUCAGUCUUGUUGCCCUUUAGUGCAGUGGGAUGUUCAUGCGGUCAGGAAAGCUGCCUUCUGAAGUCUUUCCAGCUAACAAGGAGUCUCUCAGUUGUGUAAUUUUCUUAGGCAUAUGGAAGUUAAGAGCAAAGACUUUCUCAUGGAACUGGCUGGGCUCUUUUCUAUUUCCUUGUGAUGGAGGAGCCUCCACUUGCUACUGUAUAUACUGCAGAAAAUAUUGCCUCCUGCGAAUGAGCAUCAUUUGGAAUCUGAGCUGGACUCAUGAAAUACAGUAUUACUCUUAUUUGCC
Podarcis lilfordi (Lilford's wall lizard) is the source of this 18288-nucleotide messenger RNA. The record is from the annotation of a GenBank genome assembly. Lineage: Eukaryota; Metazoa; Chordata; Lepidosauria; Squamata; Lacertidae.